CUUUUAGUCAUAGAGUUGAGUGGGCUCUCAAGAUUAAGGGUGUCAAAUAUGAAUUUAUAGAACAAGAUCUACAGCCCUCUGCUUCUUCAAUCCAAUCCUGUUCACAAGAAAAUCCAGUGUUAAUUCACAAUGGCAAGUCCAUUUGUGAGUCAAUGUUAAUUGUUGAAUACAUUGAUGAGACAUUUGAAGGCCCUCCAAUCUUGCCUAAAGACCCUUAUGACCGAGCUAUAGCUCGUUUUUGGGUUAAGUUCCUUGAACAUCAGGUGGCAGCCGCGGGGAAAAAUAUCUUUCUCAAAGGAGAGGAACAAGAGAAAGAAAAAGAGGAAGCUUGUGAGAUGUUGAAAAUUCUUGAUAAUGAGCUAAAGGAUAAGAAGUUCUUUGUUGGUGACAAAUUUGGAUUUGCUGAUAUUGCUGCAAAUGUUGUGGGAUUUUGGCUUGGAGUUUUUGAAGAAGCAUCUGGAGUGGCUCUGAUUACAAGAGAAAAAAUUUCAAAUUUAUAUGCUUGGAGAGAUGAAUACAUUAAUUGUGCCCAAAACAAGGAAUAUUUACCUCUAAGAGAUGAAUUACAUGCACAUUUCCAAGCUCGCUUUUCAGCUGCUUCAAAAUGAACACCUCUAGUGAAUUUCAAGAUUUGUGUGACAAUAAAAAAAAAUAGAAAUGGA
Molecule: messenger RNA, 662 nt
Organism: Solanum dulcamara
Lineage: Eukaryota; Viridiplantae; Streptophyta; Magnoliopsida; Solanales; Solanaceae
Product: probable glutathione S-transferase
Exons: 2
Coding region: 153-608 (151 amino acids)
Biological process (GO): glutathione metabolic process
Cellular component (GO): cytoplasm
Molecular function (GO): glutathione transferase activity
Source: RefSeq, a predicted model, not a curated record